Molecule: messenger RNA, 1131 nt
Organism: Aspergillus affinis
Lineage: Eukaryota; Fungi; Ascomycota; Eurotiomycetes; Eurotiales; Aspergillaceae
Product: polysaccharide lyase family 1 protein
Exons: 2
Coding region: 1-1131 (376 amino acids)
Molecular function (GO): pectate lyase activity
Source: RefSeq, a predicted model, not a curated record
AUGAAGUACUCCGCCGUUCUUACCACCAUCGCUGCUCUCAGCGCUAAGGCUCUGGCCGCCGCUGCCGUGCAGGGUACCGCCGAGGGCUUCGCCUCCGCUGCUACUGGUGGUGGCAGUGCCACCGCUGUCUACCCUACCUCCACCGACGAGCUGGUCUCCUACCUCGGUGAUAGCGAGGCCCGCGUUAUCGUCCUCUCCCAGACCUUCGACUUCACCGGCACCGAGGGUACCACCUCCGACACCGGUUGCGCCCCCUGGGGUACCGGCUCGGGCUGCCAGCUCGCCAUCAACAAGGAUGACUGGUGCACCAACUACGAGUCGGACGCCCCCAGCGCCUCCGUCAAGUACGACAACGCCGGCCAGCUCGGUAUCACCGUCGGCUCCAACAAGUCCCUGAUCGGCGAGGGCACCAAGGGUGUCAUCAAGGGCAAGGGUAUCCGCAUCGUCAACGGUGUCGAGAACGUCAUCGUCCAGAACAUUGCCAUCACCGAUAUCAACCCCCAGUACGUCUGGGGUGGUGAUGCCAUCACCCUCAACGAGGCUGACAACGUCUGGAUUGACCACGUUACCACUGCUCGCAUCGGUCGUCAGCACUACGUGCUGGGCACGGAGGCGGACAACCGCGUCACCCUCUCCAACAACUACAUCGACGGAGAGUCCGACUACUCGGCCACCUGCGACGGCCACCACUACUGGAACAUCUACCUGACCGGUUCCAGCGACAAGGUCACCAUGAAGGGCAACUACCUGUACAAGACCAGCGGCCGUGCCCCCAAGGUCCAGGGUAACACCUACCUGCACGCCGUCAACAACUACUGGAACUCCAACACCAACCACGCCUUCGAGAUCGGUGAGGGUGGCUACGUCCUUGCCGAGGGCAACACCUUCGCUGACGUGAAGGCCUCCGUUGAGGAGUCCUCCAUGGCCGGUGAGCUCUUCUCGUCCAGCAGCGACGCCUCCACCUGUAGCUCCUACAUCGACCGCGCCUGCGUGGCCAACUCCUUCUCCAGCUCUGGCGACCUGGCCGGCACCUCCACCGACGUGCUCUCCAAGUUCAAGGGCGAGAGCGUCGCCAAGGCUGACGCCGCUGGCACCGGUCCCGCCUCCAGCGCUGGCCAGGGCAACCUGUAA